UCACAGUGAAGUGGGCGGUGCUAAGUACUAGGCGCCAAAUCUUAGUCAGUUUUGCUAACAUGCUACUUCAUAGCUUUCUAAAAAAAAAAAAAAAACUAGCCCAGGAGCUAAAGAGGCGUAUAUAUUUAUAGCCUAUAUAUGUUUGUAAAAUAACCAUGGUGGACAUACUGAAUGUUGUUCUCCAACGUUAUGGUUCACAGCUGCACGAAUCAGGGGAUAUAAAAGUCUCUGUUCAACCUGAGAGCAGCACUUUAGUGGUGGGAGAUGAAAACAUCAACAAGUCGCUGUUAUUCCUUACAGCUAUUACAGCAGCUUCAGAAUUUGGAUUCAGAGUGCUGUUUUUUACACAAAAUCAAAUUCAGAGCCUCCCAGUAACUGCGCAAGAUUCAUUCGCAUCUCUGAAGCCUGACAGUCUGAAGCUAGAGAUGAAUUCCCACUGGUGUCACUGUCAGCAGGUAGUUGAAUACAACACUGUGGAACAUAAAAUCAGGUUUGUGUAUCCCAAGACGUUGGAGGAGUUGCUGGAGGAUGUGGCGUCCCUUCAUGAGCUGGUGCCUGAGACUGCACCGCUUCCUUCUUUGCUAAUCUUAGAUGGAGUUGAGCGAUACUUGUGUGUUAAGGACAGGCCGCAGCAAGAUUGUCAGAGUGCAGCUGCUCACAUUGUAGCCCUCUUGCAUGACACCGCUGCUUUCCUCAAGACCAGACGUGAACAAAGCCAGCAAUUGGCAUGCAGGGUCAUUGUGUCCUAUCAGCCUGAGUGGGAAGGACGAGAAAAUGACACAUUUGCUCCGGAUUCUAUCCUGUCUGUCCUGGAGCGCUACCUGCAGGUGAGGUGCAGCUUAUGUAAAGUCAUAAAUAGCGGAGAAGCACGAAAAGAGUGGCUGCUGUAUCUCUCUGGUCAGGGACUAGUCGAUGGCUACGCUAAUGGAGAGAAAAGUUUGCAGUGGCGUGUGGUGAUGCAGCAUAAUGGCACACUGGAGUUCAGGCCAGAAAGUGACCUAAGAGAGGAGACCUCACAGUUAAAAAACUCUGACUGUAAGGAUGAAAAGUGACUAGUUACAUUACACUAGUUUAUUAAAUUUUAAUUUUGAAAAAGACAUUUGUGCUGCACACUCAGACACAGGGUACCAAAUAAAUCCUUGUAAUGUGGAAAAAUAAAGUAUGGAUUUUCAUAGUUUUACUAAUGAACCAAAUUAAAUUGUGCCAAGAUAAAGAUGUCAAUUAAUUAGGAUACAUCUGGUUGUUUAGAAAACACAGACUAUGCCAGGGUGACAGCAUGAUGUGAUAAUUUAUGUUACUGUGUAUGUGUGUGUCAUUCUGGGAGAAAUGGAUAUAUGUACUUAAACUUUAAGAUCGUAAAAUUGUAAAUUGUUUAAAAAAAUUAUUUGGUAAAUGGAUAUGUUUUUAUGAAGUACUUAAAUGUAAAAUAAGAACUUAUUUUACAAAAUACAUUUUUUAAAUAUGAAACACUACUGUAUUUGUGGUUUACAUACAAUGGAUAUCAAAUUUCUACACCCCUCUGUUAAAAUUGCUGUGUUUUGUUAAUAAAAAAAAUAAAGCAGGAUCAAUGCAUGUAA
Molecule: messenger RNA, 1577 nt
Organism: Tachysurus fulvidraco (yellow catfish)
Lineage: Eukaryota; Metazoa; Chordata; Actinopteri; Siluriformes; Bagridae
Gene: swsap1
Product: SWIM-type zinc finger 7 associated protein 1
Exons: 3
Coding region: 156-1052 (298 amino acids)
Biological process (GO): double-strand break repair via homologous recombination
Cellular component (GO): Shu complex
Molecular function (GO): single-stranded DNA binding
Source: RefSeq, a predicted model, not a curated record